Messenger RNA from Paramuricea clavata, 6757 nucleotides. The record is from the annotation of a GenBank genome assembly. NCBI's taxonomy places the organism in Eukaryota, Metazoa, Cnidaria, Anthozoa, Malacalcyonacea, Plexauridae.
AUGAAAGUUCCUUCGGAUAGAGUUCGCGGCGUGUGUAUGACGUUUAUCUACCGCUUGUCGGGGAAAGAUGCACAACUUAACAUUUCGGUUGAACCAAGAAACAUGAAUCAGGAGCAAGUGUGGUUCCUUCCAGAUCAACAAAAAGAUACAUUUUGGAAAACUGGACAAGUUUGUUUGGGGCUUAUGACGGAAUUUAAGGUAGUAAUUAACAUUGUAAACCUACUGUAUAUGUGAAGGUGCAGUAAAAUUAUAGCCUAAUUAGGACCUAUAAGGCAAGGAGAUGCAAACAAAUCACCACAGCUAGAAACAACAUGCUAAAAUUAGUAAAAUCACAAAGUUAGGUUGCGAGAUCUUUUAAAAUGCGGAAAAUAGUUAUAGCCUUGCAAUAUUUCCAAAUUUUGUAUACGUCUGUAUUGCGUGCGGAAAUUGCUACCAUUUUCGCCCCUUUGCGAGGCUCUAUACAGUAUUUUCCGCAUUUUACAACAUUUCGAAACCAAACUUUUUCAAUUUCACUAAUUUUAAGAUGCUCUUUCUGGGAAUAUACUUUUUACCAAGAUAAAAAAUAGUCUAUAAUGGGAAUUGUCUAGCUAUUUUCAUGUUCUCUGCCGUACUUUUCAAAAACCUACAAAUCUUUCUAACGGAUGGCGGCUAAAAAACUCAAGGAUCGCCAAUGCCGGUCAGCGCUCUUUCUCAAUUCCUAUAGUUGCAGUUUAGCAUAUUAAGGAAUGCUAUACAAAGUUAAUAAAGAAAGAUUAUGUUUGUGUGAUGUUACUCUGAGUAUAUAUCCACACCGGGCAGGCUUAAAAAAUAUGCUUGGCCACGGUGGGAUUUGUCAAGCCUGCCCUAUGUAGAUAUACACUCAGAGUAACAUCACACAAACAUCUUAUUUACCUGAGUACAUUACACCAACACAGCAAAAGGAAGACCAGAAAAUCCAACAGGAAUAGUAGUUCCUUUUUGGAUUCAAUAUUUGAGGAAGCUGCAAGAAGUGACAACUUCAUUUAGUUUCUUAAAGCUAACCUAGGUUUAUACGCAUAAAAAGCGUGAUGACAUCAUAAUCAAGAAGAAAACGUGAGCGAUAGUGUUAGAAUGAUUGAAGGGAUUAUACAAAAACAGACGGUGUCGUGUAAAGUGAAAUAGUGUGCUGAGUCCAUUUAUUUUAUUAAUCUGGUUUGGGAGAUUUAAAAAAAAGUGCGUACCAUUAUAGUGCGUCGAUUAUUUUAUUAAUUUAAAGAGCUUAUUUACAUAAGUUCAGAAUUUUGUGGUUGAUAAUGACAAGGUCGGUAACAUAGGCAGAUCGUAUAAUUAUCAGAAAGGGUCUUGUCAGUCAGUUCAGUUGUUUUGUUGAGUAGCAAUGUGUCGUGCAGCUUUAAAUUGUAACUGCACUGCACACUACGGAGUUAAAGUAUCAUUUAAAUGGGUAAACUUGCUGCAACUUGAUAUGCUUACGAAAUGCCAUAUUUUUAAACAUCCGUGUAAAUGUACAGGUUACUGUGGCGUCUUGAGUUUACUUGAUUGUUUGGUGACGGCAUUCUCACAUGUUGUUGCUUACCCCGUUAUUAUUUGAAUUUAGGUUUACGGAAAUGUAACUAUAGGGCUAAACAAACAUUAGCAUUUCAAAAUUCCUAUCAAUAGCCUAAGGCAUGACUGACCAGGCUCCAAUCUAAAAUGGAACUCUUGUAUCUUCUAGGUUUAUAUCAAAGCAAGGUUUAUUGAAAGCAAUGUGAAAAUUGACAAUAUUUUCUUCAGGGAAGAAUAUUGUGAACCUGUUCCAAAAGAAUCUCAAAGUAUGUCCAAAUAAAGAGUCAUUUUUCAUUCUUACAGUAUUCACCAAUUUUGGAAGUCUUUUUAUCAAAGAAUGUUGCUCGGAAUGUUGAUUCCCGUGUCCAACAACUAAUCUCAACCAAGAAAAUUAACGGGAACUUAAACGAAAUCUUCACAGAUUUUUUACAAAAUAAUGCAUGAAAUUGUGGCAUAGAAAGUUCUUACUUAUGAUAAACGAUAUUUUCAUUAAUAAGUUUUUUGAAUGUUUGCAUGGCGAUAAAAUAUAAUUGUUUUUGUUUGUGGAAACACCACGUACAUUUAUUACUACAAAGCUUUCGAUCCGUAAGCUCGGAUCUUCAUCAGUGCUAAUAAUAUGUCAUAACAUAUUAUUAACAUACUAUUAGCACUGAUGAAGAUCCGGGCUUACGGAUCGAAAGCUUUGCAGUAAUAAAUUUACGUGGUGUUUGCACAAACAAAAACAAUUAUGAUAUUUUCAUUGCAUUGUGGAACCUGGGCCUAAAAAUAUUGUGCCUAUAUUGUUGGUAACCGUUAACAAGGGCAAAAUUCUUUUCACAACGCCCCCCGUUCACUCUGAAACUAAGCGCAAAGAUUGUUGAUUUGUUUAUAAACUCUGCGAAACCAGUAUGAAUAAGCAAAUUUGCAAAACAUAGACAUGGCAACCAUACAGCCGAUACGAUACAGGGACUGGCGCGAAUGUGUGUAAUGACCUAAAUUCCCAGAAAACUAAAGGUUACGAUUCCAAUCUACCCGCUGUAGUCAAGUAACUUUGCAAAACUGGCAGCGUCAAUUGAUACUAUAGGUGUCCCGUACAUUAAAUAAAAGAAUAGUUUUGUCUCUCAGAUUAUGAAAAUUGGUUUAUGAUAGAUAAAAUGCCAGUUUUAUGAUAGAAUAUGGUUCACCACAUUUGUGAUUGAUCUCGGAAAAUUAAUUGUACAGAAAAAAUGUUAAUAAACUUUAAGACAGGUUUCAUUAUUUCGUAAAUUAAAACCUUUACAUUUUAAUAAUGUUACUCCCAAAAUUAAUGUGAUAAAUUUGAAUUUAGAAUCAAUUUUAGAUGUGCGUUAAUAAUUCCCCGUGAAAACCCGCCGCAACAGCAGGUUUGGAGGAGUUCGGGUGUAAGUUUUAAACAGACAAUCGCAUGCGUUUUAAACAGACAAUCAUUGGAUAUUGCUUGACUUAUUUCUUUAUAGACUGGUACACUUACAUUUCUAACAGUUCUUCAGGAUACAUCACUUCACCUUAUUAUCCUGCAUUCUACCUGAACAACAUGGAAAGAAUUUGGGAAAUCGAAGUACACGAUGUUCAACGUAUUCAACUGGAUUGGACAUUUCUUAAUCUGGAAUAUCACAAACGCUGUGAAAAUGAUUCGGUGACUAUUUUUGAUACGUAUACCCACACAUCUAAGUUAUUUUGUGGUUAUGAAUUGCCACGUCCAUAUGUAACCUCGAGCAAUAAAGUGAUUGUGAAGUUUCAAUCGGACAAAAGUAAUGUCGGGACAGGUUUCAAACUUCGCUAUCAGGCUGUUCAGGGUAAGUUUUGUCAGCGAUUUGUUUAUAAAUAAAUGCAUGUGUUAGACACAUCCCUUGGAAUUUUGUCCCCGAGCAAACGGCGCGGAACUCCGUUCCAGGCGUAAGCCCGGGGCGAGGGUACUAAUUCCUCCUUGGUAUGUACAAACGGGAAAACAAAAGCAUUAGCGAAGUCUGAAGUUCAUCAAUGAUCACGGGCGUGGGUGACCAAUGAUGUUGAGUGGGUGGUCAUCACUGAUCUCAAAAAUAUGGCGGACUGUCACGAAUAACGAAUAUGAUUGGUCAAAUUUAAAAUUUGCAUUAGAACGAUACAUGACGACUGCGAAGUAGCAAAGAUUUCUUGAUUUGAUGAUUUCUUGCAAAUAUAUUUCAUUUUUGCAAGAUUUUGAAAAUUUCAAAAGCUUUUUAAUAAAUUAAGAAAAUAAAUUCGAAAGAAUUGGAGGGAGUAAAGGCGUAGACGUUAAAGUAAAAGAGGGAGUAAAGGCGCCGACGUUAACGAAGGUAGGUUUCUUUUAAAUAUUGAUGCAUUGUUCGCUUUCUAAUUGCUUUUAAUAAAAGCUGAUCGUUGUGUAUAUUUUAAAUGAUAAAGACAGCAUAAAAUUUCAGUCUGUUUCUUUAUUGACUAUCCUUUUAUAUAUAUUGUAUUAAAAUUUUUAAAUAAAAAAGAAAGCAAGGUUGUUUGAAUGCAAGAAUUUGAAAUAAAUUUAUUUCAAACUCAAAGUUUUUCGAUAAUGGCUGUUUUAUUAGUUUUGUAAAGAACAUUUUAAAACGUCUUGCGAAGCGUUUGGGGUUGAAUUUUACUUUACAUUGAAGCCUAUAUUACGUAUGAAUAAUAACAUACCUUACAUAUAUAUGUUUGGGGAAUUGAUAAUUUUGCAAUUACAAGUGAUAUUUUUAGGGGAUUUUUUAUUUGUACAAAUAUUUUUAACAAAAUUAUGAUAUCGUGUUAAUUACCAUGACAACUAUAAUUUAAAUACUUCAUGUUCGGAAAAUACAAUGGGUUUUGUCAGCAAGGCGAUGGGUUUCUGCAUGUAUGUAUUCUCUUGUAUAUUAUAUAUUUUGGGUCGUUCGAAUCUAGCUAUAUGUGUGCUUUAAGUUUCCUUCUGCGAUCAGGGUGUGAUUCAUGUAAUAUGCAGUUUAUAAUUAUCGCAAUUUUGCCUCUAUCGUCAUGCUUGCUCCAGUAAGCACCAGUAAACAGUAUAUGAAGCUAUAGAAAUUCCCAAUAAAACACUGGCCUUAUGUAAGGAAAUAUUAAAGGUAAUACUGGAGUUGCUCACCAACUAAAAAUUAGACCACCACAUGCAGGCCUGUAAAGAGAAACUUAGUAUUGGUAAACGCAUUGGGCCAAGAAAGAUUAUGUUUAAUUUCAAGAGAAACUUAUAAUAUUGCGAUUGGUUGUUAUAAUCAUGGAAGGCAAACUUUUUUCGUAAGAGAGUUUGCUACGCGCCUAAACUUUUGUAUACUAGCUGCAUGGAUAGGUGAUUACGUGGGAUAUCCAAUCAAAUCAAUAAAAUCAAAUACAAAUACAAAGCUCAAAAACCUAACAAUAACGAACCUUAUUUAAUCGAUCAUUCAAUCUCAACUUGUUACAAGUUUGCGCAAAUUAGCUACGCGUGCACGUCAAAACAUGAGGAAGCCACAACAGUGUCCUUGAAGGUGACUUGAAAACAAGUUUCAGUCUUUUACGCGUGGAUUAUCAAGCUGAACAUGAUAAUUAAGCAACCAUUUUUGCAUGUUUCAUUGCUGAAGAAAGCACGAAAUCAAAUCUGAUCAAAUAAAAUCAACGUAUAUGCCUGCUGAAUAAAGAAGUGUGGACAUGAUACAAAACAAGUUAAUUUCAUAUGAAAGGGUAACAAGGUAUAAUCAUAGCUUAUUUGUAAACUAUAUUGUGCGCCUCUGCUCUCUGUGUGCUGUAUACGUGUUUUUUUAGAAGCCCAGUAUUAUAUUUUGCAAUUUUAUGUCAACAUAAAUUAAUAACAUUAAAUCUUAAGACUUGUGUAAUUUAGCUACAUCUUGCAUGCAAUGCUUAUAAUUUCCUGCUUUUGUAUGUAUAAUUACAAUACUGUCAGUGACAAAGCUAACCAAGGCAAUCUGUCAUGCUAUGCAAGGUUUUAAUGAUUUGCAAUAUUCAAAUAUAGGUGCAGGAUUAUUAGCAUAUCAUCACCAGUUACGUUGGCUACACUGUGCCUUGCCACUGAAUAACUGUACAAUAUCAUACAUAUAUAGAAAUACUACGUCAGUUUUUGUCGUAGUUAUCGUUUUAAUGGACCUUCAUGGACACCCCUAUUGUAGAACAACCGAUUAAUACUCCAUUUGUCGACAUAUACUAUUGAUUAACACGUCAGCUUCAGAUGACACCACUCAUUGUGCAAAACUAUAUAGCGUAGUUAGGGGCAAAACGAGACGUUUAAGCAGUGUGACUGUCAUAAAAAAGCAAGGAAACAUAUUAAAACACUUUUUUUCACCAUUAAUAUGUUAAACGGAUUCUAGUGAACCAACUCAGGGAAAAAACUGUUCUUCAGGUAAUAUUGUGGCAAUUAUUCGAGAAAAAUGACCGGAAGUAAAUGUCUCAUUUUGCCCCAAUGAACUGCGGCAAAAUGAGACAAAUGUUAAAUAUACAGAAAUUUUUAAAAUUUUGAAAAUGUUUUAAUAGUAGGAUAAAACUAAGGUUAAAAAUACAUUAGGAAAGUGCAUAAAAGUUUAUCUAACAGUCCUAGGAAAUGUCACAUAUUACAUUUGUUGGUGUCACAGAGCAACAACAAUCUUCAUGCAACCACUUUUCACACUUGCAACAUUGGACCCAAUCCUCUCCAGGCAAUGACUCAGACCAAAAUCCAUUACACAUGGGACAUUGAGAAUCUUCCUCAAUGUUCAUGUUAACAUUCUUAGCUUUUGCCGAACUCUUGUUAUCAGUCUUAGCUUUCUUGGCUUUUGGCAGUUGCUCCUCAGCUUUCUUCGACUUCUUUUCUUUGGCAGAAAAUUUUUGUGUGCUUUUUUUUGUUUUGCUCAGCUAUGUUCUCAACAAGAGACUGUUUAUAUGGAGAACUAGUGACUAUCCUAGACUCCUCAGAUCUCUUCGACUUCUUCUUCUCGGUGAGGUGAAGCAGCUUCAUAAUCAUUGAAAAGCUGAUGUGGUCGACUGCAGGUGGUUCAUCUUGUGUGGAUGAAGUAUUUCUGGGUUCUGAGGCAGAGGUGGCAUUAGUGUUAUUUCUUCAGUCGCUGGAAAUGACUCUCUGGUUUGUGCUUCUGAAGAUGAUGCUUCAUCAUGGCUUGGGCUCUGCUUAGUUGUGUCAGCAAGGGAAGGCAAGGUCUCAUCCGAUGGUGGAUCAACAACACGGGGGUCCUCAUGGAAAUCAGACGAAGGCAAAAUGUCUUUGUUGAAUGGGACAAUGCCAGUGCAUCGGAAUCCUUACACAGCAUUCUCAAUGGUAGCAGCUUUUAAAUAG